AUGAAAUACAAGGGAAGAAAUGAAAUACAAGAGAAGAAGUCCUUCUCCGAUAACUUUAAGCCGAGUUCGUCAAAUCCUUUACAUCCUUUCUUUUAUGGUGACAAAAAAGAUGAAAUACAAGAGAAGAAGUCCUUCUCUGAGAACUUUAAGCCGAGUUCGUCAAAUCCUUUCGUUCCUUUCUUUUAUGGUGACAAAAAAGAUGAAAUACAAGGGAAGAAGUCAUUCUCUGAAAACUUCAAGCCGAGUUCGUCAAAUCCUUUCGUUCCUUUCUUUUAUGGUGACAAAAAAGAUGAAAUACAAGGGAAGAAGUCAUUCUCUGAAAACUUCAAGCCGAGUUCGUCAAAUCCUUUCGUUCCUUUCUUUUAUGGUGACAAAAAAGAUGAAAUACAAGAGAAGAAGUCCUCCGAUAACUUUAAGCCGAGUUCGUCAAAUCCUUUACAUCCUUUCUUUUAUGGUGACAAAAAAGAUGAAGCACAAGUGAAGAAGUCCUUCUCCGAUAACUUUAAGCCGAGUUCGUCAAAUCCUUUACAUCCUUUCUUUUAUGGUGACAAAAAAGAUGAAAUACAAGGGAAGAAGUCCUUCUCAGAGGAGCCGAGGUACAUGGAUGAAAAAUAA
Impatiens glandulifera is the source of this 615-nucleotide messenger RNA. RefSeq lists its product as uncharacterized. Lineage: Eukaryota; Viridiplantae; Streptophyta; Magnoliopsida; Ericales; Balsaminaceae. The coding region runs from base 1 to 615 and encodes 204 amino acids. The transcript has 2 exons. The record is from RefSeq and is a predicted model, not a curated record.